This is a messenger RNA of Pyricularia oryzae 70-15, 528 nucleotides long. RefSeq lists its product as uncharacterized. NCBI's taxonomy places the organism in Eukaryota, Fungi, Ascomycota, Sordariomycetes, Magnaporthales, Pyriculariaceae. Bases 1 to 528 code for a protein of 175 amino acids. The record is from RefSeq and is a predicted model, not a curated record. The transcript has a single exon.
AUGGGUAGGCUUCUCCCACUCGACCCACGGCCAUCCAGAGCCAAUCCCGAGGCCCGCUCUACGCGCAAGGAGAUUGAAAAGUCCAGCACGGGCUUCAGCUGGGCGACGGCGGCGACCCUUGGCGUGAUCGCGGUCACGAUGCUCAUCAACGUCGAAAAGGGCGUCGAGAAGUGCGAGCAGCGACACCAGCGCAAGGGAGAUUGGGACAGGUGCAACGACUGCCGUGACAAGGGCGCUGGUGCUGUGGUUCGGAGCCGAGACCGAGGUCGGGACCGGGCUCGGGCUCGGGCCAGGACCGAGACGCCCACCAGGACCCGGGGUUCGAGCCCGAGACGUGAAAGGAGCUACAGUCGACGCCGGUCAAAGUCGGUCAUCUUUGAGGAAUCAUCCGAGUUUGGACCUAGGCAGAAGCUGCGCCGCGAGGGCCGCGAGGGUUCGCCUACCAGGGGCAGGGGAAGGAGCAGAAUCCAAGAUGGUGACAAGGACAAGAGCAGCCAGAGUCGGUCGUCUCGGCGAUCAGGAAGCUGA